Molecule: messenger RNA, 441 nt
Organism: Dentiscutata heterogama
Lineage: Eukaryota; Fungi; Glomeromycota; Glomeromycetes; Diversisporales; Gigasporaceae
Source: the annotation of a GenBank genome assembly
UAUGUCUUUAUGACAUCUCACAAACCACCAGAAGAAGCUUUUAAUUUUAGACGACAUAAUGCAAAUGAUGAGAUGUCAACUCAACAUGAUUGGGGUCAAUUUUAUCGUCAUCUUGAUUAUGUUAUCGAAUUUAAGGGUAUUUGGCACGAUGAGAUGGAUCUUUGUACUACCGAGUUAAUAUUUCAUAAAGGAUCAGAGGAAGAAUUUCGAAACAUGAGAUGUGAUGUAAAAUAUCGUAAAGGUGAAUUUAUAUCUGAGGAACUAAAGAUUGUAGUUCAGGAAUUGAACAAAAACCAAGAUGGCAAAGUUAUCAUUAAAACUGACAAUCAGGUUUACUGGCAUCGUUGUUUUCCCGAGUUCAAGAAAAACUAUCUACGUGAUUAUCCUAGAUGUCACGAGCUUUCUGAUUAUAAACAGGAGCUUUUACAACAAUCACAAUUA